This is a messenger RNA of Hirsutella rhossiliensis, 3411 nucleotides long. RefSeq names its product Pol. The transcript is spliced from 14 exons. The record is from RefSeq and is a predicted model, not a curated record. NCBI's taxonomy places the organism in Eukaryota, Fungi, Ascomycota, Sordariomycetes, Hypocreales, Ophiocordycipitaceae. Bases 1 to 3411 code for a protein of 1136 amino acids. Gene Ontology annotation, molecular function: zinc ion binding; nucleic acid binding.
AUGGUGCUCGCCCCAGAUCUGUUUCUCGACUACUUGAACCGUCGGUACGGGGACCCGAACGCAAAGGCACGAGCACUGGAUCGACUUCGAUCGUUGAAGCAGAAGCCUGAUGAGAGUUUCGCCAGUUUCUUCCCAAAGUUCGAGAAAGAGCUUGCCGAUAGUGGCGGUGGCGAGUGGGCCGACGUGGUGCAAAUCAAUUACUUGGAAGGAGCAAUUAAUAAUAGGCUCAAGUCGAGUCUCGUCAGUGCCGUCAGUCUCCCGAAGGAUUUCAACAGCUACGCCGAGCUACUCUUGACGAUUGGCUCGCGCCUAGAUAGCCUCAAUUUCCACCAACGACAACAAGGCCGCGAGCAGAGGUCAAGAAAGGAGUAUGGUCGUUUAUCCGAACCGCUCGAGUCCCGACAAAAGCCCCCGUCACCCGGAUCGCCAACCACGUCGAGGGCCCCGGAGGAAAAGCAAUUUGUUCCGUUGGAGGAGCGCAAAUGUUACGAGUGCGGGAAGCUUGGCCAUCUUGCGGCCAAGUGUCCCGGGAAGGAGCGGCGGCAGCAGAGAGUCAAGGAGCGCGCAAAGGCUGAGGCGGAAUGGGCAACUCAGAAGGACGAGAUGGACUGUGAAGGCCUCUACGUAAAUUUCGGUAUCAAUCGAGAGUAUUUCACCACGGCCUUCGUUGACUGUGGUUGCCUGUGUUAUGGGACCAUCAGUGAGCGCCUUGCCCGCAAGCUUCACCUGCCGCGUAUUCCGAUUAAACCUCGAGCGUUGGAGCAGGUCAACACAUUCUCACCCGAGGCCAUCUGUGCCGUGACCUACUUCGACUUCGAUAUCGACGGGUACCAGAAGAAAAGAGCUUUUUUCUACGUUGUGCGAGACCAGACCGAUCCUGUGAUUCUGGGCAAGAAGUGGUUGAACCAGGAGGAUGUCACCUUGCGAUUAUCGCAGAACCUCUUGCAUAUCGGGACGCACGACCAUUGGGUGAAAGGCCGAGACCCGAAGGAGGAGGAACGGUGCAACAUACGAGGACAGGCGGCGUUCGUGUUCGCCGGAAUGGUUCGCCGAGCAAGAAAGUUCAAGCAUCGAGACGAUGGAGUGCGGAUCUUCGCCGCAAGCCUGAAAGACAUUGAGAAGGCAUUGACUCCGAGGAAGAAGUCAGACCCGAGAGAAGCUGCCCGUCACUACCACGAGUACCUAUCCGUCUUCGACCGCGACCAAGCGGACCAACUCCCACCGCGUCGUCCGGGUAAAGAACCGCCGUGGGGACCAUUGUACGGCAUGUCACGAGAAGAGCUCAUUGUUCUGCGAAAGACUCUCACUGAGCUACUCGACAAGGGUUUCAUUCGAGCAAGUAGUUCUCCAGCGUCAGCACCAGUUUUGUUCAAAGACCGAUAUCCCUUGCCGUUGAUCGAGGAAACUUUGCGGUCGCUGUCCAAGGCCAAGUGGCUCACCAAACUUGACGUUAUCGCAGCAUUUCACAAGAUUCGCGUCGAGGAGGGAGACGAGUGGAAGACAGCAUUCAGAACACGUUACGGACUCUACGAAUGGCUUCGUUACAUAAACCACACGUUGCGAGAUUUCCUCGACGAGUUCUGUUCCGCUUACAUUGACGACAUCUUGAUCUACUCGAGCGAUGCAGGCCUGCAGAUUGAUAUCGACAAGUGUGACUUUGAGGCAAAGAGUGUCAAGUACCUGGGCUUCAUCGUCGAAGCCGGGAAAGGUAUCCGCGUGGACCCGGAGAAGGUAUUCUCCAACAUCGCCGCGCCUCUAACGGCGUUAACAAAGAAGGAUGCGGUGUUUGCGUGGUCGAAGGAGUGCGACAAGGCCUUCGAGGAGUUGAAGGCUCUUCUGACCAGUGCGCCGGUCCUUGCGCAAUGGGAUCCGGAUAGAGAGACGAUUGUGGAGACGGAUUCAUCCGAAAACGCACCGGCGGAGUGCAACUACCCAAUCCACGAUAAAGAGCUGCUGGCGAUCAUUCGCUGCCUUGAGCAUUGGGACGCCGAAUUGAGGAGUGUGAAGUCCUUUACCGUUUUGACGGAUCAUCUCAACCUCCGUUACUUCACCAAGAAGCAGCAACUGAGUGAACGUCAGGCGCGAUGGGCUGAGACGCUAUCGCGGUACAGCUUCACCAUCAAGCAUCGACCGGGCAAAGAAGCCGUCGUACCGGACACGCUGUCUCGACGAGAACAGGACAUGCCGCACAGCGCCGAAGAUGAUCGGUUGCAAGGACGACGUGUUCAGCUGCUGCAACGUAACAAGGGUGGCCUGGUGACAAAAGUCAAGAGCGGUUAUGUCACCAAGGGCGACACGGAUCAACCCGAUGACGCAACAACUGACCAAGACGACUCAAUCGAAAACCCUUUCUCGGACCCGGAACUGCAGAAGUUAUGGGACGAAGGUGUCAAGAAGCACAAUCGUUAUUGGCUCAUCCGAAAGGCCGUACAGCAAGGCGAGAGGCGUCUGCCGUCGCAUUGGGGACUGCCCGUGAUGCUCUCGGAAUGCUCGAUUGACGAUGGACAGCGGCUCUGCUGGCGAGAGCGAAUUUGGGUGCCGAACCACGAACCCCUGCGACACCCCGGACGGGACAUGCUGAAGUCCUUGUUGAGCCGCAAGUUUUAUUGGCCAGGCCUCGAUUCAGACCCGCUACCUAUUCCAGACAGGAUCUGGUCGGAGCUGUCAAUUGACUUUGUGACAGACCUGCCACCAACCAAGUCGAACGGUUCGACCAACCUUAUGGUCGUGACGGACAGACUGUCCAAAAGUGUCGUUCUUGAGUCAUUGAAGGACAUCACGGCCGAGACGACGGCCAGAGCAUUGCUACGGAACGUGGUGCAACACCAUGGCGUGCCGCGCGCGAUCGAUAACUGGGAAGAGCUGUUGCCAGCGGCCAUGAUGGCCAUCAACAAUCACAACUCGACGUCGACAGGCCUGAGCCCGUUCUUUAUCACGCAUGGGUAUCAUGUUGACCCGAUACAAGUCAAGGAGAAGUUACGGACGGACGGAAGGUCCCCAGUGACCAGGGCUGAAAGCAUUGUGCAACGAUUUCGAGAGGCAACGGAAUGGGCCCAGGCGGCAAUUGCGUCAGCGCAAGAGCAGCAAGAGAAGAACGCCAAUUCGCGAAGACAGCCGUCAGACCAGUUCAAGCCUGGAGACAAGGUAUGGCUGCGACUUCGCAACAUCCGAUCCAAUCGGCCAUCCAAGAAGCUCGAUUGGCUGUCGGCCAAGUACACCGUCCUGGAGACCAUUGGGUCACACGCGUGCAGGCUGGACACGCCUCCGGGAAUACACAACGUGUUCCACACGUCGGAUGACUACCGCCCACCGGCCAUUUUGACGGACGAUGGCGAGCUGUGGGAAGUGGAAGAGAUUCUGGACAGGAAGAAAGUCGGGAGAGAGUGGAAAGUACACAAUAGCACUGGCUAG